AUUCAAAAGUUUCAUCGUAUAACAUUGGUGGAAACAUUUAACGUCCUUCUACCUGUUUCAUAAUCAAUAUUUAAAACAGGUUAGACGUACAAAUUACAUAUUCUGUGCUAGAAAGUCAAAAUGGUCGGACUCAAAGCCAUCUUCACAUGUUUCUUCAUCGCUUUGUGUAUCAUAAAGUGUACAAGUGCGACUGAAACAGUUUGUUCCAAGUUCUCGUAUGAGCAGGAAAUUAUUGCGAGUGUGCUUAAAAUGAAAUUAAAUGUUGAACAUAUGGAAAAGGAAAUAAAGAAAACACAAGAAGAUAUUUUAAAGGUGUUGGAAGACCAGAGGGAGAAAAUGGAGAUGUUUGCUAAGAACUACAUUACCGUUAGAGAUAUUCUUGUCGUUGUCAUGGAGAACAAAUCAGCAGAAGUUUCCAAAGUAUUAGACGACAAAACGGAUGAAGUUGAUAAAGUAUUAAAAAACAAAACGGCAGAAGUUGCAAAAGUAUUAGCGGACAAAACCUCUGUUAUUGAUAAAGUAUUAAGAAACAAAACGGCAGAAGUUGUCAAAGCAUUGGAUGACGUUGAAAAAAAAGUCACCAAAGCCGUCGUAGCAUUUUCAGCAUCUGCAACAAAACAUCAAACAAAUCCUGCCAAUGGUCAAACCAUAAUCUUCGAUGCAGUUAUGACUAACAUUGGAAACGCCUAUGACAGCACAUCAGGUAAAUUUCUCGCUCCUGUCUCCGGAACUUACGUCUUUUCCUGCAGCAUCUUUUCUGGAGGUAAUGGUGAAUUUUGGGCAUACAUGGCUGUCAACAACUCUGCAAAAGCGCAUCUGAACGAAAGAGGCACUAACGGACGACACGGAAUGGGAAGCCAAACAAUGAUUGUUCAGUUGAAUCCAGGUGAUGUAGUUACCGUGAACACAAAUUAUGGCGCCGGAACUGUUUAUGGGGCAAAGUACUCAACCUUCAACGGAUUCUUGCUCCUUUAGAAACUAUACCACACAUGUGUUACAAUCAAUAAACAUGUUAAGCCGUGUCCUGUGUGUUCAAAUUAUAAAUGAACACUUAGGAUAUUUGAUUAUAUACAUGUAUUAACACAUGUCCAGUCGAAUUAUUUUGUUUACUACGUGUUUACUAGGAGUAGGUUGACUUUUGACAAACAUGACUUGAAAUGGUAUUAACACUGAAAAUAAUGGAGUAAACAUAUAGAUUCCCUUAAUCAAGAACUCUUGUAUUAUCAAAGUGAUUGCAUUAUUUUGCAAUUAUUUCAUCAGAGAAACAAAAAGUGUUACGAAAAUAAAACAACUUUAAUAUUAUGAAUAUGGAGACCUUCACAUUUUCACCUUAUGUUUUAAACAAGUCUUAAAUAUGGGCACAACUGCCGAUAAUAACCACAAGGGGACAUAACUUAUGUGAAAGAAGCUGGACCUAUGACCAAAUUAUGUUUAUGGUCAUCGGUUGUGCUCUCCUUUUACAAUAUUACAAUAUGACCUAAAUAUGGCAAAAUGCAUUUUUCCUUUUUAAAAAGCUGUAAUUUAAACAUCCGUUUUGUUGGGUUUAAAAUCACACCGAAUCAAUUUAGGUAAUAUAGCGACUUUUUCAGCUUCUGACAGUGGAGGAAGACCCCAGGUGCAACUCCUGGUUGCUUCAGGCAUACAUGAGACCCUGGGUACAACCAAUAUCCUUAUCUUAGCCAGCUUGACAAGUUUCUCACAAGAAGAAUCAUGUACCCUAUGAGAGGUUUCGAAUCCACAUCAGUGAGGUGCAAGUGAUUCUAAGUCCAUGUCCUCGACCUUAAUCACUUGGACACAGAUGAUUUGUUCAGCAAUACUCAACGAUUUAAUUCAAGUAACUACUGCUGUUUAUGAGUUAUCGGUUUCUGCGCUGAAAAAAUAAAGUAUACCACAAGGA
Messenger RNA from Mercenaria mercenaria, 1897 nucleotides. RefSeq lists its product as uncharacterized. Gene Ontology annotation, molecular function: protein binding. Bases 121 to 975 code for a protein of 284 amino acids. The record is from RefSeq and is a predicted model, not a curated record. NCBI's taxonomy places the organism in Eukaryota, Metazoa, Mollusca, Bivalvia, Venerida, Veneridae. The transcript is spliced from 2 exons.